GAUUCACAUUUUUCAUUCCAAUAUGGCCGCCUUUGGUGAUUACAUUUUACUUUUAGUAUUUUAGAGUGGAGAAACUUGUAUAUUUUCUGAAUAUAUCUUGAACACAGAUUGCUAAAACAAGGUAGACAAGAAAAUUAACUACAACUGUCCGACCAUAGAAAAAGGUUGUGUCAUUUUUUGUGAAUCGAAUUGAGGUGAUAGUCUUGUCCUGGAAUUGGAAAUUUGGUAGAGCUGCUGAGAGUAGUACAUUAUCAUCAUCAUGCCACCAAACAACACUCUCGCAGUAUGGGGUAAUGAGAAGACCAUGAAUCUGAAUAAUUUGAUUUUAACCAACAUUCAGUCAUCUCCAUAUUUUAAGAUCAAUUUGUUUAAUUUAAAGACAUAUCAUGAAGUGAUAGAUGAAAUAUAUUACAAGGUACAACAUUUAGAACCAUGGGAGAAAGGUAGUAGAAAGACAGCUGGUCAAACAGGAAUGUGUGGAGGGGUACGAGGUGUUGGUGCUGGUGGUAUUGUGUCCAGUGCUUACUGUCUUUUGUAUAAACUCUAUACAUUAAAACUAACAAGAAAACAAUUAGUAGGAUUAUUAACACAUACAGAUUCACCAUAUAUCAGGGGUCUCGGCUUUAUGUAUAUUAGGUACACCCAACCACCAGCAGAUUUAUGGGAUUGGUAUGAGCCAUAUUUUGAUGAUGAUGAGGAAGUUGAUGUGAAGGCUGGUGGUGGUCAUGUUAUGUUAAUUGGAGAAAUGAUUCGUCAGUGGUUGGUCAAGUUAGAAUGGUAUGCUACACUGUUUCCUCGUAUUCCUGUACCUAUACAGAAAGAUAUAGAUGUAAAGAUUAAACAACGUUUCUCUAUCACACCACGAGCUGAACAUCGACAGGAACCAGAACAUAUACCUGAUAACAAACUCUCUUUUGGUGAAGCUGAGAGAAUGGCUAAAAGAAGAAGUCCUGAUUAUGGUAGAAGAGAAGGGGCCCGUUCCAGAUCACCCAGGCACUCAUCACCAAGGCGAAGAUCACCCAGACCUUCUCCAAGAAGAUCACCCAGACAUUCUCCUCCAAGAAGAUCACCUCCGCGUCGGUCACCACCUCGUAGAUCACCUCCGCGUCAUCAUUCACCCUCCUAUAAACAUAGAAAACAAUCUAGGCAUUCACCUGAUCAUAAUGGAGAUGAUUUUAUGCGAGAGUUAGAGCGAGAGAAAAGGCGACAAAUUAGGGAGCGCGAAAAAAGGGAGAAAAGAUCAAGAUCCCAUAGUAGAGACCAUAAGAGAUUGUGCAGCCGUGAUCAUAAAGACAGAAAACAUAGAUCUCAUUCUCGAGAUAAAAAAAAUUUGAAAUCAAAACGUCAAGAUAGAGAUACAGAGAAGCAUAAUUUGGAUAAUUGUGGUAGUAGUUCUCAUCGUAGUUCUAAACAUCGUAACGGAGCUCAUUUGUAACACUAGUUCAUGAUAACAUGUAAAUAUUUUCAUAUCAACUUAUUUUUUUUUUAAAAAUUGCAUAUGAAUUAAAAUAUGUUGCUGAGAACAUGCAACCAUAUUGAACAGUGUCUUUAUGUCAUAACUACACAAAAUAGAAAUUAAACGAAAAAUUGUUUGUAUUUUAAAUUAAUGUUGUAAAUAUAAAGUUUAGUGCCAUUUUAAAAGAAUAGGCAAUUGUUAGAUUGUUCUCAUCUUAGAAUGUUGCCUCAAAUUAUGAAAUUAAAAUGCUACUUGUGUUAACCAUACAGAUUCAAGCCACCAUGAAUUGCUUCUUGAUUUGCUAAAAGCUAGAUAAAGAUUUAGAAUGUACUAAAACAGAUUUUUGUUUAAACUAUAUUUUAUUUUUAACUGUGUUAAACCAUCACUGAUAUUUAUAGUAUAAUAAACAGUAUGUUAUUAAUGUUACAGCACAGACAAUGCAAAAUGUCAAAAAUCAUGUUAUUGGCAUAUUAAGAUAUAAAUUAUGUUCACCUUUGUAGUGCCUCUAAUCUCACACAUUCUGUGAGUAAAUUUAGUAAAAUCACAAACUGUCAUAAGUAUUUUUAUAAUGUACCAAAUUUAAGGACCAAAUCAUUUGGAUAAACACUGAAUAUUAUGUGUGGUUUAAUAAAGGUCAAGAGCCAGAUAUUAAGUAAUAUAUUGAUAUUGUGUGAAAGCAUUGGCUGAAGAGUUGUAUCAAUAUUCUAUGCAGUGUCUCCCUCUUGCCCUUAAAAUACAGACACACGUAGUACAUUUCUAUGAAAUAUCAGACACAUCUAAUAUUUUCUGCCAUCUUGUAUGGGGGGUUGGAUGGCUGAAUGGUUAGCGUGCGCGCGUUGUAUCAUAAAGUCUGUCAUUGAGUCGACUGGCGUGGUUUCGAAUCCCCGGUUGUACGUGACAAGGAGUAGUGUCGCCUGUCCAGCCUCGUGCGUUUUCUCCAGGUCCUCCAGUUUCCUCCCACUGCUAAAGACACCUACGCGCAAUCGAAUUAUUGAAAUAGAAUUAAACCAUAUGUUAGUCCCGAAAUGACCUAGUUUGUGUCGAGAGGACGUUAAACCCCAUUUCUCUCCCUCUCUCUCUCUACCAUCUUGUACAAAUAAUGUACAAUUGGCACAUUACCAGUACCAUUUUUUGUGCAUUAUUCCAAAUAACUUUCUUUAAACAGUUUUCUACUUUUUAUUAUACGCCCACAUUGAAAUGUAUUCAAUAAUUUCCAUUUAUUACGUCUAGAGCUAUGGCCCUUGUUUCACUUUGUUGAAUUUUGUGAACGCUCUAAUACCAAAAGUUAACAUCCGAUCUUUGUGAAAUUUAUAUGCAAUAUUUAAGUUAGUGAAACGAAGAAGCCUAUUGAAUUUCAGCAAUUUCCGUAUAUUACGUCCAGAGUUAUGGCCCUUGUUUCACUUUAUUGAACCAUGUGAACGCUCUAACGCCAAAAGUUAUCCGAUGUUUGUGAAAUUUAUAUGCAUUAUUUAAAUUAGUGAAAUGAAGAAGCCUAUUGAAUUUCAACAAUUUCUGUUAACUACAUCUAGAAUUAUGGCCCUUAUUUCACUUUAUUGAACCUUGUGAACGCUCUAACAUCAAAAGUUAUCUGCCGAUCUGUAUGAAAUUUGCUUGGUCAUUUAAAUUAGUAAAGAGAAGAAUCCUAUUGAAUUUCAAGAAUUUCCGUUUAUUACAUCUAGAGUUAUGGCCCUUGUUUCACUUUAUUGAUCCUUGUGAACGCUCUUACACCAAAAGUGAUCAUCCAAUCUUUCUGAAAUUUAUAUGCAUUAUUUAAAUUAGUUAUGGCCGUUGUUUCACUUUAUUGACCCUUGUGAAUGCUGUAACUCCAAAAAUUAUCACCCAAUCUUUGUGAAAUUGAUAUGCAUGAUUUAAAUUAGUGAAACGAAGACGCCUAUUGAAUUUCCGUCAAUUACUUCUAAGAGUUAUGGCCCUUGUUUCACUUUGUUGCACCAUGGGAACGCUCUAAUGAUCUGUAUGAAAUUUACAUGUGUCAUUUAAAUUAGUCAAGAGAAGAAUCCUAUUGAAUUUCAGCAAUUUCGAUUUAUUACUUCUAGAGUUAUGGCCCUUGUUUCACUUUUUUACACUUUGUGAAUGCUCUAACCUCUGAAGUUAACUGACGAUCUGUAUGAAUUUUACAUGUGUCAUUUAAAUUAGUUAAGAAAAGAAUCCUAUUGAAUUUCAGCAAUUUCUGUUUAUUACUUCUAAAGUUAUGGCCCUUGUUGCACUUUGUGAACGCUCUAACCUCUAAUGUGCCAUUUAAGUUGUGAACGCUCCAACGCCAAAAGUUAUCAACGGAUCUUUGUGAAAUUUAUAUGCAUUAUUUAAAUUAGUGAAACCACGAGGCCUAUUGAAUUUCAUCAAUUUACAAUAAUUACUUCUAGAGUUAUGGCCCUUGUUUUACUUUGUUAAACCUUGUUAAUGCUCGAUUGAUGAAAGUCAUCAUCCGAUAUGUAUGAAAUUUAUAUGCAUCAUUUAAAUUUGUGAAACAGAGGUCUAUUGAAUUUCAGCAAUUUCCGUCAAUAAUUUCUAGAGUUAUGGCGCUUGUGAACGUUUGAAUGACAAAAGUGAUCAUGUGAUCUGUAUGAAAUUUAUAUGCAUUAUUUAAAUAAGUAAAACGAAAAAGCCUGUCAAAUUUCAGCAAUUUCUGUAGAUUACUUCCAGAGUUGAGACCCUUGUUUCAGUUUGUAGAACCUUGUAAAUCCUCAAACGACAAAAUUUUAUAAUCUGAUCUGUAUGGAACUGUCUUGUAAAGGCCCCCAAUUACCUACAAAGGAAUAAAUAUGUGACAACCCUU
Patella vulgata (common limpet) is the source of this 4250-nucleotide messenger RNA. Its product is annotated as pre-mRNA-splicing factor 38B. The record is from RefSeq and is a predicted model, not a curated record. The coding region runs from base 260 to 1435 and encodes 391 amino acids. The transcript is spliced from 7 exons. NCBI's taxonomy places the organism in Eukaryota, Metazoa, Mollusca, Gastropoda, Patellidae. Gene Ontology annotation, cellular component: precatalytic spliceosome.